Messenger RNA from Rhineura floridana, 969 nucleotides. RefSeq names its product olfactory receptor 51G2-like. Gene Ontology annotation, cellular component: membrane. Bases 1 to 969 code for a protein of 322 amino acids. The record is from RefSeq and is a predicted model, not a curated record. The transcript has a single exon. NCBI's taxonomy places the organism in Eukaryota, Metazoa, Chordata, Lepidosauria, Squamata, Rhineuridae. Gene Ontology annotation, molecular function: G protein-coupled receptor activity; olfactory receptor activity. Gene Ontology annotation, biological process: G protein-coupled receptor signaling pathway.
AUGAGUAAUCACACUCAUCAUAAUACGACCACCUUCCCUGGGCUUCUUUUCCUCCUGAUGGGUUUCCCUGGACUGGAAUCUGCUCCGCAUUGGCUGGCCCUCCCUGUGUGCACAACGUAUCUGUUGUCUGCUCUUGGCAAUGGGACAGUCCUCUUGGUCAUACUCACAGACAUGAGUCUCCACUCCCCAAUGUACGCCUUCCUUGGCAUGCUGGCUGCCUGUGACUUGGGCUUGUCCACAGCCCUUCUGCCAACGAUGCUCCGUGUCUUCCUGUUUGGAUUGAGAGAGAUCAGCCAGGAGGCUUGCCUUGGCCAGCUCUUCUUCAUCCACACCUUCUCCAUCAUGGAGUCCUCUGUGCUCUUGGCCAUGGCCUUUGACCGCUUUGUGGCCAUCUGCUACCCAUUGAGGUACGCUUCCAUCCUGACCAGCUCCAGGGUGGCCCACGUCGCCUUGGCCAUUGGCAUUCGGGGCGUGGCCUUGCACCUGCCAAUCCCCUUUCUCCUCAAGAGGCUGGCCUACUGCCACACUAACAUCCUGUCCCACUCAUACUGCCUCCACCCAGACGUGAUGAAGCUGGCCUGCCGCAGGUCCAGCAGGGAUGGAAUCUACGGCCUUUUUGUGGUCUUCUCCACCAUGGGCCUAGACCCAGUGCUCAUAGUCCUGUCUUAUGUCUGGAUCCUGAAGACGAUUAUGGGCAUCACCUCACCAGAUGAGCGCCUCAAGGCUCUCAACACCUGUGCCUGCCACAUCUCUGUGGUCCUGCUGUUCUACACCCCCAUGCUGGCGUUAUCAUUAAUCACCCGUCUCAAACUCCAAGCCCCACCCCUCCUCCAUGUCCUGUUGUCCUACCUCCACUUCCUGGCUCCGCCCUUGCUAAACCCUGUGCUGUACUGUGUCAAAAUGAAGGAGGUGCGUAAAAGAAUAGCUGCAAAGCUUCUCUUGAGCCAACGGGUCAGUUCAGGAGGCUGA